Planococcus citri (citrus mealybug) is the source of this 4538-nucleotide messenger RNA. RefSeq lists its product as uncharacterized. The record is from RefSeq and is a predicted model, not a curated record. Lineage: Eukaryota; Metazoa; Arthropoda; Insecta; Hemiptera; Pseudococcidae. The transcript has 13 exons. Bases 565 to 4356 code for a protein of 1263 amino acids.
UUCUUCGUCAUGUCAACUGUCAACAGUGAGUUGAACUCGAGGGAUAGUUUACGUCUUGUGUUCGAAAGUGUCGUUGUUUUUUGUGUUUUACGUUGAUAAAGUACUGAAAAAUAGCGCGAAAUAGUGUAUUUUUUAAUAAGAUUUUACCCAGGAAUAAUCUUAAAUUAACUUUCGUUCGAAUUUCUAAACUCUCCAGUGUUCAGUUGUCGAGUUACUUUUGAUAAAAUCGUUUAGUUUUGGUGUAGUUAUUUAGCCACAUUUGUUUGCUUUUGAACAAUUACCCAGUCCUGAUUGUUUUUGGAACAGUAUUCGACGUAUAUCUGUACAUGGAUUGUGAUUUUGGAUUUGAAAAUAUUAUACGUUUAUGGAUGUGGUCGGAGAAAGUACGGUAUUGAUUCACGAAGAAAUCGGAUAUCGCGGAGAGAUCCAUCGAUCGAAUUCCGAACACGUUUCUUGAUGGAAAAUACGAGUAUGUCGACUGAUCGAUGUCGUCUUGGAAUCAUCGCCGAUUAUUAUAACUAACGUAUAAGGUAAACCGAGUCGUUGGAGGAAAAAAACGGCAAAAUGGUGAAAAUGUCCGAAACCAUUAUCUGCCAGCGGUUCAUACAGAAUGCCUGGAAGAAAGAUUUAUGCUCGAAUUGCUUCAAGUCGAAAGAAGAUCACGCCGUUCCGGAGAAAAAGAUCACGUAUAGGUGGACAUCUCACGUGGAUAAUUUUCCGCAGCAUAGUAUCCUGCGACGUAGCGAAAAAUGCGCCGAAGAAAAACGUAAAUGCCAAUCGGUCUCGUUUCACGCUGACGAAACAGAAAUCAUCGGUUUCGGCGGCGAAGAAUGCUCAUCGGAUGACGAAUUCUAUCCUUCGUACAACGACGAGCCUGUAAUCGAAACCGAUAACGAAGAAGAAGACAAAGAAUUCCGCAAAUUAACCCAAACCAACACGGAUUUCAACUCGGUACCGGCCAAUUUGCGCAACAAUGGACCUGCAAACAAGACGACGAGCAGUCCACCUAAAACGUAUUCGUAUUUGAAACUCGGUGCUCCUCAGACUGAUGCCGAUGGACGUCGGCAAACUUUACAAGUCAGCGUAGAACCGUUCAAAAAUUCGGUUACGGUGAACGGUAGCUGCAGCAGUAGUAAUGGAGAUGCUGCCAGUGGCACGUUAUCCAAUAACGAUUGUAGUAAAGUGCAUUUAAAUAAAAUACUCUUAGAAGCCUCGAGCAACGGUAAAAGCGACGAAGAAAAGACUGAACCUAUUGAGACUGCGAAAAGGAACGGCGAUUGCGAUUUAAAAAAUGAUGUAGUUUUAAGUAAACAAUCUGUUGUCUGUGAUAUUAACGCCAAUUCUAUUAAUAAUGAUAAGUGUACCGUGAACAACGUUACGAAUGUAAAUGUAAACGAGACGAUAAACGAGCAGAACAUUUACACCAAGAUGACCACCACUACAGCUGCUGCCGCCGCCGUCGCAACUAAAGAGCAAAAUGGCGACUGCGCCGAGAAAUACAUUCGAAUUAAUGUACCAAAACCACCCGAGCAACAAAUCGAAUCUAAACUUUUCGACGAAAUUAGCCCGAAAGACGUUGCGGAAAACAUGAAAAACGCCAAGUGCAAAUUAGAACCUUUAUUCAAACUAAACGCUUAUGAAAAUACCAGUCCGACUAAACGAUUAUCCAUCUAUCAAUCGACCAUCCAAGAAGAUCGUACAGACGGAGGCGAAGAAAAGAAAAAACUCAGUUUCAAAGAAAGCAAUCCAAUUGCCGGAUUACCUUUAAUCACUUCGAAGGAUUUGGAAAUAGAGAUAGAUAGACCAGGAAGUCGAGAAAUGGUCGGCGAACCCGAUGGCAAAGCUGAUUCCGACGAUUCGGGUGAUCCUCCUGUCUCGGUCGAGUACCUAGAAGAAAGCAAACCUUCUUCACCCGAUAGUGAUUCAGUCUACGCAAACCCCCAGAGAUCUUUUUUACACGGUUUCGCCAAAGAUAAACCUAUCCCAGCUAGUAAACCGGCUUGUUUACAAAAUGGCGUGAAGAAAGACCUCGUUGCUCCUGCGACUCCCAUCGUCGUUUCUAAAGAGAUUCGUGAAUGUGCUGUGUCUGUAUGCGGCUCUGUGCCUUCUACGCCUAAAAUGCACGCGGCUAAUUCGUGCAAUGGUACCGGAUCCACUAAGAGGCAAGCUCCUAAACCACCAUCGCCCAAGAUUACUCCUCAAACUCCGAUUUUAUGCGCUCAAAGACCAUUCAGCCAAAUAAUUACGCCUAUCAGCAGUGUGAUUAGUUUUUCUGAGAAGAAAUGCGAUGCUCCUAGUACGAAUGAAGUUCCGAGCGUCGGUAUCAAACGAAGGCUUAAUUUGGAUUCUCAUUUGCUGAAUCGAAAUAGCCUGAAUUUAAAUGUGAUCUUGGGUCAGAACGGGACGUACAAAUCGAAUACUUUGAGUAAUGGUUCAACCAGUCCAGUCGCCUCAAUAAACGGAGACUGCCAGCCGAUCGAAAACGGUCUCGUAGAAAACGGUACACCUCGAAGUCCCUCGAAAUGCACCAGAUCGUUAUCCUGCGACAGUAUCGUAUCAUCUCCCAGCAUCUCGUUAUCCGAAAAGACGAGAAAAUACAGCGGAGCUACAAUAAAGGUGAAAUCGACCAUACGUAAAUUCUUAAGAUUCAAUAACAAAGACGACGAAAAAUCGGAAAACGAGACGCCAGCCGUAUCGGUGCCGAGACGAAGAAUAGAAAUCAUCCAUCCGUUAGACUUGAAUAAAUCAUCGAUCGAGAUUCUACCUCCGGCCGGUGCUGCAGAAGAUACUCAAAAGACUGAUCAUGAAAAUGAACCCGCGAAAACUGUUGUAGUAACUCCGACGUCUCCAUCUUGUCCACCAAUUCCAGGAAGACCUACCAAACCUCCUCCUCCACCUCGAACUCAAUCUUUGGAUCAGAAAAUAGCGUCCGAGAUUUCAAGACCGGUACGUCCUCCGCCGCCCAAAUCGUUGAAUUUGAAAGCUGCUCCUCCUCCUAGAUUCGAGUGUCUUUCCAAAACCUCGAACAACGUUUACGAAAAUUUAGGAGAAUCACGCCAAUCAGUCGCACCAGCCAAACCACAAAGAGCUUCCAGUAUCAGAGAUCGUGCCAGACAACAAACCACAACCACCAGAGAUGAGAAUUUGGUGAGAACGAUUGUCAUUUCAGUCUCAGAACGGGAAUCCGUCCCAGAAUGUGAUCGUACUGCUCAAUCAGACUCGAGUGAAACUCCACCAUCGUCUUCUAUUCCAUAUUGCGGCAGUGAAACCGAAUCAGAAAUGUAUCACUCUGUUUCAUCCAGUACCACAGAAAGCACUCACAGCGAAUUAUCCGACGCAGUCUCAGAAACAGAGCCCAGAAAAGGCAAAAGUAUCGUUCACAGUUGUCUCGAAGAUAAUUACGACGCAGUUGUUAUUGCCAAUCACGAAACGCUUUCUCAUCUUUUAGAACAAUUGAACCAAACGACUCUGGUGCCAAACGCAUUGAAAGUUCUCCAGACAACGUUGCAUAUUCGAUUCGAGCAUUUAGUGGUGGUUGAAAGUAGCAGAAUAGCGGUCGCAGAUUGGUAUUUUUAUAACGCCAAAUGGAACGGUCACGAUGUAGUGGUUAGCCUUUCAACUAAACCUUUCGGGUUGAUGAAAUCAUUACCAUCUUCCAUAACGCUUUUCCCAUUGGUCAAAUUUACCGAUCUUAUACCCAGUAGAUAUGUGAAAAAUGAUACCAGCGUUGAAGAUAUAAAUGCGUACAUUACGGUUUGGAAUGAGCAAAAAAUCGAAUCACUUUCGUCGUAUUGUAAAAAACCUGAAAACUUAUCGGUUUCUGAAGCUGGUCUGCUGUUGAGUCAGUUGACUGACGCGUUCAAUCACUUAUUAGCCUGCGGUAUCGAAGAUAUUUCGCUGAAUGAGAUAUUCGUUUGUAAACGAAAUUCGGAUUUGGAAUCGAAACUGUUGUUGCUUCCGAUCAGCGUUGAUUACUUAACAAAUACUGAUAAGACUUCAAUGAGAAGAAUAUCUCUUUGCAAAUGUAUCCUCGAAGUGGCCAACAUGCUGCUAGCGAAACAGCAAAUCAGCCAAGUCAUCACACGUGUGCUCGAAGACGAAAAAGCAGUAUCUCUUUCUCAAGCCAAAACCGUCGUUCAAUAUUGGUUAUGGGGACCCUGUGAUGUUACCUUGAAUAACGAUAGGCAAUCAGCGUUACAACGGUGGUUGGAUUUGGAGAGGGCGACUUUCUUGCAUAAAAUAGUUUGCAAGAAGUAUAACCAGUUCAACUUGAGUGAAAAAAGCCAUCUCAUGUUCCUCGUUCGAACCAAUGCCAAAUUACUGACCGAAGCUUCGUAUUUAUUGGAGAAAUCGUGAGUGCGAUUGUGAUUCCAUCUAAGGCGAGCGUAGCUUUUUGCGAAAACGAAAAGUUACAGUGAUUGUACGAACAAGAAAAUGUUACAUUUUCACGUUUUUAAUUUGCCAUAAAUUAUUGUCGUUUUUAAGUUUUUAUUUUUUUAUAUUUAUUUGUUUUGAUAUAAAUAUUUUCUUUUCGAGAA